GCUUUUGCCAAGCUUUUACUUCUCUGCACAGAUUUCACUCCUCUCUCUCUCUCUCUCCACAAGUCGCAAAGCUUUCUCUCACUACACACUUCCCUCUAGUGUUCAAGCAUAAUGGGAGACAACAAGCGCAAACGAGGCCGAAAGCCCAAACCCCAAGGCCCCGAAACCCUAGAUUUCCCAACAACCACCCCCACCACCUCCUCCUCCUCCCCCGCCAUCGACGACGACGCCAUCGUCUUCUCCGUCGCCAACGUCGAGCUCAUCGACAACAACAACAACCCCGCCGCCAAUCGCCGCCGCGGCCGCCCCCGCAAACUCCCCGACCACCACCCCGAAAAAGCCCUAAACAACGGCACCGCCGCCGGGGGGGCCCACAAUUCGGUGUCGGCCGACGGGGCGGUGGUGGCGAUGGCGAGGGCGGUGCCGUCGAUGGACGCCGUGGUGAAAGUCUUCUGCACGCACACGGAGCCCAAUUUCUCGCUGCCGUGGCAGAGGAAGAGGCAGUAUAGCUCGAGUAGCAGUGGGUUUGUGAUCGGUGGGAGGAGGGUGUUGACUAAUGCGCACUCGGUGGAGCAUUAUACGCAGGUGAAGUUGAAGAAGCGUGGGUCUGAUACUAAGUACGUGGCCACUGUACUUGCGAUUGGGACGGAAUGCGAUAUAGCCUUGCUUACAGUAGAGAGUGAUGAGUUUUGGGAAGGGGUGUCACCUGUACAGUUUGGGGAGUUGCCUGCACUUCAAGAUGCUGUGACAGUUGUGGGGUACCCAAUCGGAGGAGACACCAUUUCUGUGACAAGUGGUGUUGUUUCUCGCAUAGAGAUUCUUUCUUAUGUUCAUGGGUCCACUGAGCUUCUAGGUUUGCAGAUAGAUGCUGCCAUAAACUCUGGAAAUUCUGGUGGACCUGCCUUCAAUGACAAGGGAAAUUGUGUUGGUAUUGCCUUUCAGUCCCUUAAACAUGAAGAUGCGGAGAAUAUUGGUUAUGUCAUACCGACACCAGUUAUCAUGCACUUCAUUCAGGAUUAUGAGAAGAAUGGAGCGUAUACAGGAUUUCCAAUACUUGGAGUUGAGUGGCAGAAGAUGGAAAAUCCUGAUAUGCGUAUGGCGAUGGGAAUGAAACCUGAUCAAAAGGGCGUCCGUAUUAGAAGAAUCGAUCCCACUGCUCCGGAAUCUGAGGUUCUGAAGCCAUCAGAUAUUAUACUCAGCUUUGAUGGGGUCGAUAUUGCAAAUGAUGGAACAGUUCCUUUUAGACAUGGUGAGCGCAUAGGGUUUAGUUAUCUUGUAUCACAAAAGUAUACCGGAGAUGUUGCGGCGAUUAAAGUUCUUCGCAGUUCUGAAACUCUCAGAUUUAAAGUCAAAUUAAAGAGUCACAAAAGGCUCAUUCCAGCGCACAACAAGGGCAGACCUCCCUCUUAUUACAUUGUUGCUGGACUUGUUUUUACGACUGUAUCUGUUCCAUAUCUGCGUUCUGAGUAUGGUAAAGAAUAUGAAUAUGAAGCUCCAGUCAAGCUGUUGGACAAACUCUUGCAUGAAAUGCCCCAAUCACCAGAUGAACAGCUUGUUGUGAUAUCUCAGGUUCUUGUUGCGGACAUCAAUAUUGGAUAUGAGGAGAUUGUCAACACCCAGGUUCUUGCUUUUAAUGGUAAGCCUGUGAAGAAUCUGAAGAGUUUGGCUAGCAUGGUGGAGAGCUGUGACGAUGAGUUUUUGAAAUUUGAUUUGGAAUACCAACAGAUAGUGGUCCUUCGAACAAAGGCAGCCAAAGCAGCAACACUAGACAUCCUCACCACACAUUGUAUACCUUCUGCCACAUCAGAUGAUCUCAAAUCGUGAGACCAGGUGGUCAUGUGGGCGUACGUUAUAACCUUCUACCUCAGCCUCCCAACUGCACCGGUUUUGAUUUUAUUAUAUAUUGAAGCUCAUAUAGAGGGUAUACUAGUCAUUCCAAAUUCUAUAAAAUUUCAAGACAGGUUAGGGCUGAGGAGUGCACGUCAGCUAACAAUUUUGUUGGUAGAUUUAUGGAGAUAUUGUCUAGCAACGAGGUGUUGGGAGUGGGAAGUACCUCUACAAUUAUUAUUGAGAGGAGCAUCGGAAAGGGUGGAGGAUAUAUAGCUAUUGUAUUCUUCAACUUGGGGCAUUUGCUUUCUGAUUUUCUUUGCUCGCUUUUUUUUUUUUUUGGCUCUUUGGAGGCGAGAUUUUUGGACUUGUGUCUCGGUAGCUUACCAAUGCUUAAUAAUUCUUAAACUGCAAUAUUCUAGGAAUCUAUGGAAUUUCCAUUGCCAA
Messenger RNA from Rhododendron vialii, 2274 nucleotides. Its product is annotated as protease Do-like 9. Bases 112 to 1824 code for a protein of 570 amino acids. Gene Ontology annotation, molecular function: serine-type endopeptidase activity; protein binding. Lineage: Eukaryota; Viridiplantae; Streptophyta; Magnoliopsida; Ericales; Ericaceae. The record is from RefSeq and is a predicted model, not a curated record. The transcript has 9 exons. Gene Ontology annotation, biological process: proteolysis.